This is a messenger RNA of Saccharomyces mikatae IFO 1815, 717 nucleotides long. RefSeq names its product Cwp1p (gene CWP1). The record is from RefSeq and is a predicted model, not a curated record. The coding region runs from base 1 to 717 and encodes 238 amino acids. Gene Ontology annotation, cellular component: cell wall. The transcript has a single exon. Gene Ontology annotation, molecular function: structural constituent of cell wall. Lineage: Eukaryota; Fungi; Ascomycota; Saccharomycetes; Saccharomycetales; Saccharomycetaceae.
AUGAAGUUUUCCACUGCUUUGUCUGUCGCUUUAUUCGCCUUGGCUAAGGUGAUCGUUGCUGACUCUGAAGAAUUCGGCCUGGUGAGUAUCCGUUCGGGUUCAGAUCUACAAUACUUGGGAGUAUACAGUGACAACGGCACUUUGAAGCUCGGCAGUAGUAGUAACUCUUUAGAUGCUACCAUCACCGAUGAUGGUAAGUUGAAAUUUAACGACGACAAGUAUGCUGUUGUCAAUGAAGACGGCUCUUUCAAAGAAGGCUCUGAGAGCGAUGCUGCUAUUGGUUUCUCUAUCAAAGACGGCCAUCUAAACUACAAGAGCUCUUCUGGUUUCUACGCUAUCAAGAAGGAUUCGUCUUAUAUUUUCUCUUCAAAGCAAUCCGACGAUGCUACUGGUAUUGCUAUUAGACCUACCAGCAAUACUGGAUCUGUUGCCCCAGAUUUUACUCCAAAUGACUCUGCUUCCUCUUCCUCUUCCUCUUCCUCUGCUUCCGCACCAUCUUCUACAAAGUCUAUUUCGAGCGCAGAAUCUACCAAGGCUUCUAGCACCGCGCCAGCUUCCUCUACAAGCUCCGCUGUUGCUUCUGUUAUCUCUCAAAUUACUGAUGGUCAGGUCCAAGCUCCGAACACCGUUUAUGAACAAACAGAAAACGGCGGUGCCAAGGCCACUGUUGGAAUGGGUGCUGGUGCUCUAGCAGCAGCAGCCGCUUUCUUGUUGUAA